Messenger RNA from Rhodofomes roseus, 1821 nucleotides. RefSeq lists its product as uncharacterized. The record is from RefSeq and is a predicted model, not a curated record. The transcript is spliced from 4 exons. NCBI's taxonomy places the organism in Eukaryota, Fungi, Basidiomycota, Agaricomycetes, Polyporales, Fomitopsidaceae. Bases 1 to 1821 code for a protein of 606 amino acids. Gene Ontology annotation, molecular function: protein binding.
AUGGACGAUCCAAUGAACAAGACCGACCGCGUAGAAAAUCAUACUUCUGAUCCGGAGAGCAUCCCUGAGAAGCUGACGGACGAGGAGCCUCAAAAAGAGGAAAAGGACUCACGGGUAGAAUCCGAGCGGGUUCGGGUUCGGAUUCGGAUUCGUUUCAGGCAGCCCAUAUACGCAAGUGAUACGGGUCCACAGUUCCCUCAAGAGCUGAUCGAGCGGAUCUGUGAAUACCUUUGGGAUGAGCCCCUCAUACUUCUCGACUGCAUGCGUGUUUGCCGUGCCUGGUAUCAUGCUGCACGGCGACUUCUCUCAAGACCAUGGAUGACCUGGCGAAACCGAGAGGCCCUGCAGGACGAUGCGCACACACUUAUAUCCCAUCGUAAUGCGCCAUAUCGCAAACACUUCAAGGACUUGUCGAUCUACGACGAUGCCAGCAAUCCGUUCGCCCACGUGUGGCCCAUGUUCAUUCCUGGAUCGAUGCUGCCAAAAGUGCGUUCCGUGGAACUCGUUGGCCUUGACUGGUCAACCAAGACACCGCACGAUAGCUUCUUCGUCUACCUGUCUUCUUACACUAGCGUCUGGAGCCUCGAUCUGCGGGACUGCAGGUUUCGCAGUCUGACGGAUCUUCGCAGGGUGAUCAAUGCCCUUCCCAACCUUACGUCGCUGGGUCUUCACAACGUGACGUUACAGCACCCCCUCAGACCGGGAUCGGUCCCCGACUACAUCGCUCUCCGAGCCCGUUCACACAAGCUCGAGUCUAUUGAUCUCUACAGUCCCGCACCGGAGCAUCCUGAUGUGCCUUCGGACUACCUAGUAGGAACAACGGCCCUCAAUUGUCGAGCUCUGACGCAUAUGGCAGCCGCGAACUCAUCCACUGUCACCGACCUCACCCUUGACCUGCGAUUCUUCACGUCGCUCUCAGCUCUUCGGCAAUGCCUAGCGCAUUUUUGCUGCCUGACCUCAUUCCAAGCACGGUACCAAUUCACCUCGAAACCUAGUAUGGUCACGUUCGAGGAGACGAUCCCUGCGCAUACAGAGAUCACACCUAUACACUCAUGGUCAAGGUUCACUCUUACGGACGUCCCUGAUCAAUCCGCGCUGCAGCUUCUACAGCUGCUUCUUACUAACCCUGAAUCGUGCAGCAAACUGCAGGAUUUCCAAGUCUAUCUUGCAGGCCGGCCAUCUGCCGCACUUCUAUCAUGUACUAGCCGUGCACUCCAUGCAUCUGGACAUCGGCUCAGGAAUCUCACGUGGCAAUGUUCGGUAGACCCAGAUCUUCAGUACACCCCAUCAAUCGCAGGCAAUACGUCUCUGCAAGGCUUACGCAUAGUCCUUCGGGACGUUGCCCCAUCGCCACAGAAGAUCCACAGUGCUCUCACCGCCGUGCUAUCUGACAUUGUCAGCGUGGACCUGCAGCACAUGUAUAUUCUUUUCACUCUACUCGAGGUUCUUCCUCAGAAUCAUGGACGGGCGCCCGCGGUACUAGAUCCUGCAGAGUCCAUCUCUGCGUUUCACACCAUUCUCUUGCGCAAGAUAUUUCGUGCGCUUCCGCUGUUCACCAGUAACGACACCGGUGUACAGAUUGCAUUUUACGUCCAAAAGUUACGGGACAAUCCUACCGUGGUAGCUGCUAUCAAAGCCUACGUGGUCACCCUCUUUACGCCGUGGUUGGAUCGCGGAAUAGUGCAGUUAUCGUUCUUUUCAGGCUUUGACGCUUCGGAUACUAUCACUUGCGUUCCCACGUCUGAGCUCAGAGAGGACAUAUCGAGCGACUCCAGAGGCGAGGACAUCGAGGAGGAUAAACCCGUAGGAGCGAAGCAGUAG